UUACAUGUCUCUCUCCACAUCUCUGUUCACUCGCUUCUUAAAUCUAGGAAAAUUCCAGUUCCUCGUCAGAAUCAAAAUGCCCUUUCUUAGAAGUUUUAGAUUUAAUCUCUUUUUAGUAUAUCUCUUAGCUACUUGGGUUCAAAUCCAAACCAAAGUGGAAAGUUACGAAUACAAAGUUGGAGAUCUAGAUUCCUGGGGGAUCCCCAUUUCAUCAAAUUCACAAGUCUAUGAGAAAUGGUCAAAAUAUCACAACCUCAAGAUCGGUGAUUCCCUCUUGUUUCUGUACCCACCAAGCCAAGAUUCAUUGAUUCAAGUGACAGAGGAGUCCUACAAGAGCUGCAACCUUAAAGAUCCAAUCUUGUACAUGAACAAUGGGAACUCGUUGUUCAACAUUACAUCAGUAGGGGAGUUUUACUUCACCAGUGCAGAGUUUGGUCAUUGCCAAAAGCAUCAAAAACUUCACAUAACUGUUGGAGUUGGAGGAAACACCGACACACUUUCUCCAUCUUCACUGCCUCAAUCUGCACCUUCUUAUCCAACUGCUUUUGGCGACAUUCCCAUGUCUCCUAGUACUUCUUCAGCUCACCAAAAUUUCAAAUUAUCACUCAUAGUUACUGGGUUCUUUUUAUAUUUCCUAAUGCUAUGCAACCAUUGAUAUAUAUGUAUAUUUUUUUGUUUUUCUUUUAAUUCAUUACUCUUUUCCAUUGUAAGACCGGAUCAAAUGGUUCCUUAAAAUUAAUAAAUUCGUAUACAAUUUAUUAGAUUUCACAAUCUUAAGCUAAAUUCAGGGU
Vigna radiata var. radiata (mung bean) is the source of this 791-nucleotide messenger RNA. Its product is annotated as early nodulin-like protein 3. Gene Ontology annotation, molecular function: electron transfer activity. Gene Ontology annotation, cellular component: plasma membrane. NCBI's taxonomy places the organism in Eukaryota, Viridiplantae, Streptophyta, Magnoliopsida, Fabales, Fabaceae. The coding region runs from base 5 to 655 and encodes 216 amino acids. The transcript is spliced from 2 exons. The record is from RefSeq and is a predicted model, not a curated record.